Messenger RNA from Lutzomyia longipalpis, 13410 nucleotides. RefSeq names its product intermembrane lipid transfer protein Vps13D (gene Vps13D). The transcript has 13 exons. The record is from RefSeq and is a predicted model, not a curated record. Gene Ontology annotation, cellular component: extrinsic component of membrane. NCBI's taxonomy places the organism in Eukaryota, Metazoa, Arthropoda, Insecta, Diptera, Psychodidae. The coding region runs from base 11 to 12778 and encodes 4255 amino acids. Gene Ontology annotation, biological process: mitochondrion organization; protein retention in Golgi apparatus; protein targeting to vacuole. Gene Ontology annotation, molecular function: protein binding.
GUGCCAGAAGAUGCUGAGGGACCUCAUUGCGUGGGUGCUGAACAAUUACUUGGGGAAAUAUGUGGGAAAUCUCAAUACGGCGCAGCUCACCAUCGCCCUCCUUUCAGGUGAGGUUGAACUGGAGAAUCUCCCCCUACGUCGAGAUGCUCUACGAAAUUUGGGGCUACCACUGCAGGCACUCAGUGGUUCGGUGGGGAAGAUAAAGCUCCAGGUACCGGUGCGGCAAUUCUGGACGGCGCCGUGGUGUAUUUAUAUUGAGAAGGUGAAUGUUGUGGUGGGGCCGGUGAAUUUGGAUGAGUGGGAUGCCGAAGCGGAGGAACAGGCGGAUUUGGACUUCAAAGUGGCCCGUUUGGAUCGUUUGGAGGCCAAAUGGCGAGCCGCGCGGGAGGCCUCAAUAGAGGGUGGCUACUAUGCGUCAUCAUACAGUGGCUGGAUGAACUUUGGGACGUCCCUCGUGACGAAUAUUGUGGAGAAUUUGCAGCUGAAGAUUAGUGAUGUUCACAUUAGGUACGAAGACUCCAUCACAGUGCCCAAUCAGCGUUUUGCCUGUGGGGUCACAGUUGAAUGGCUUUCAGCACAGAGUUGUGACUCAAAUUGGCGUCCAGGGAUUGCAAGUGGGCAAAGUGUGGCGAGUUUUAAGCUCGUGGAAUUGCAAUCGCUCUCCCUCUACUGGGAUUUGUUGGAUAAUCACGAAAGCUUCGGGGAGGUGCCUUCUAGUGAAUUGGCGGCUGCAAUGGAGAAGAUGAAAUUUUCCCAUCAGUACAUUGUCAGCCCAGUGAGUGCUCAGGCAAAGUUAAAGCGUGAUCGCAGUGAGAAUCCCCUGCGGACUCGUAGCCGUCCACGUUUGGUGUGUGAUCUGGUGCUGGAGGAAGUUUCGUUGUCGCUGACUGAUUGGCAGUACAAUCAAAUGGUGGAGUGUGUACGUGGGUUGGAUGACAUUGCCAAGUACAGGCGCUUCCACCUUUUACGCCCAACGCAUCCCAUUCACGAGGGUGCCCGCAAUUGGUGGCUGUAUGCAGCCCGUUGUCAUGGCUUCCUCAAGGCAACGGGAUGCUUUGUUCCUGGGCACGUGAGGGACAAUGUACGCUACUUGGGGAUAUAUUCGCGUUUAAUUAGGAAUCCGAAUGAAGUGUUGAGUGCUGAGGAGAAGGAGCAUAAGGAUUGUGUUGAGCGUAUGCGGGAGUAUGAGGAAUUGAAGAAUCUCCGGGAGAUUUGUAUGGAGGAAGUUCCGUGUGCUGAAGUGAAGGCGGGCAAGGAGGGUAAUCAGGGGAGGAGUAUGUUGCAUUUUUGGUUCCCACAGUGGCUUGGAUGGUAUAGCAAUGGUGCCACGGAGGCAGCAGCAGCAGCAGCAGCGAAGGCUCCUGAUCAGGCAGAUGCCGCUGCGGGGCAAACGGCAAAGGAUCAACUUGAGGAUGAAAUUCUCAAUGGGCUGUCAACGGGUGUGGAUACAAAUAGUGUCCUCAAGAGGGAUGCUGUCUUUGGGAAGUUUGAUUUUACCCUCAAAAAGGGAACUUUGGACAUUUGUAGUGGGGCGCCAGGGGGCGAAAGUCGUCCAAUGGUGCAGUUUUUCUUUGAGAAUUUGAUUCUUUUCGUUGAAUCACGCCCAAGGUCGGCAUCACACCUUGUUGGGUUGUCCCUGGGCUCGGUACUCCUGAAGGAUUGCCUAACGCCAAAUACGGAAUUCCCGGAUGUGAUAAGACCGCAGCAGAAGGAGGAAGGAAGUGUUAAGGGGCGUCAACAGGUGCAAAAACGAACACUUUCGAAUAUUUUUACAUCAACCCCACAACAACAGAGCCCUGCGGUGAGUCCCAGUGAACCCCUGUUUGUCCUUCACUACGAACGGAAGCCCCUUAGCUACUCAGCUGACUACAGACUCUUCGUUAAGUCCCAAUCACUUGAUAUUGUCUACAAUACGGGUGUUGUGAAGUGGAUUGUGGACUUUGUGGUGAAACCACAUCAAAUGCUGGGGGCACGGAGGAAGUUGGAGGCAAUGAAGAAUCGAACAAAGAAGGAGAUUAUCAGGAAUUGGGAGAAUAUCCUCGAGGGGGAUUUGAAGAAGAGGAAAACGUGGAUUUUUGAAAUUGACAUUUCAGCUCCGCAAAUUAUUGUUGUGGAGAAUUUCAGCAAUAAAAAUGGGACGAUUGUUGUGGUGGAUUUUGGGCGUCUUCAGCUGACAAAUCGCCCGAGUCAACCGGUUAGGGCGCAAUCAAUUGCCGAGAGUGCUGGGCAUCGUGAUAGUGAGGAUGAGGAUGCUUUCAUGACGCCAUGUUCGACACCUCCGGGCUCCCAGGCGAGUACUUCGGACAGCCCAACGCUCAUUUCGGCCCUUGGAGACGUUCCGGAGAGUACAACGGCGUCUCCAUUGGAUGUGGGAGAAGAGCUCCAGGCCCGCAUCUACGAUCGCUACAACAUUGACUUUACAGACUUGCAGGUUUUGGUGUGCAAAUGCAGCGAUGGAUGGGCCUAUGCCAGUGGCAAGGGGACGUCCAACCUGCACGUUCUCGAUCGCUUCAGUAUUUCCCUGCAGCUUGAACGGCGUGUUGUCUACACGGCGGAUCCUCAAUAUCCCAGCUUGAAGCUUUCCGGGAGUCUCCCAAAGCUCGUUGUUCAUGCAAAUGAAGCCAAGAUUAUUGCCCUGCGAAACAUGAUGAGUAUAGUGAGUGGCGAAGCAGGAGCAUCCCCAACAGUAACACCCACAGAACCCACAACAAACAUCUUUCCGGAAGAAUCAAUUUCCGAUGCAUCAACAGAUGAGGAGGAUAGUCAGCGGGAAGCAACAAAACUCAUCGUCCUGCAAUUUGCAAUUGAUCAAAUGGUGCUGGAGGUUCAAUCGCACGGACGUGGCAUUGCUGAGCUGCAGGUCACCGGUGUCAAGGCGGGCUUCAGCCGGAGGGCGGCGGAAACGAAUAUAACACUCUCAGUGCAUGGGCUGCUCCUUGUGGAUGCCAUUCAGUCGUUUGGACCGGAUUUUGAGCUUCUCAUUGCGAGUCAUCGACACGUGGGCAUUGAUAGUGUGUCAGGGAGUCUCAAACAGAGUGAACCGUGCUCCCCAAUGUCUCCCGGAUCACCGGAUCCAACGCAAAAUCCCGGAAGACCAACGAGUCCUCAUACAAUCUCCAAAGCACUCAGCUCAUUGCAAAGAGCCAAUUCAUAUGUUUGGUCUACAACCGACGAUCUAGAUGCCCUCAUUGUCGUGGAUAUUCUCUUUGUGAAUUCCGCUGAUGACACAGAACAGCUUCAGAUUGCAAAUAUUCAAUUCAACAAUCUCGACAUAAUCGCCAAUCAAGAGACAAUUGUUGAGCUGAUUGGUUUCUUUAAGGGCGUAAUGCCGAAGAGUCCAUCCAGUGCAGCAGCCACAUCGGCUGAUCCGGUUGUUCCGUGUAGUAGUACGACGGAGAAUGUGUCCAAAGAGGAAGCUGCAGCGACGGAUGUGCGAAGUACGAGGACGGAAAUAACAUUUGACUUUCACAGGUUGAAUGUUUUGGUGCUGCGUGCUCUGUUGCGGGACACCUACAUGGUUGGCCGGAAGGUGGGAACGUUCACAAUGAGUGAGGCACGAAUUCAUGCAACUCUGGGGAAGACGGUGACCGUUGAGGGAUCCCUGGGUGGUCUGCAGGUGCUCGAUCUCACGCCGGAGGGGAUAAAUCACCAACGGAUCCUCUCUGUGGGCAAAGAUCCCCUCACAGAGGGUUCAACGAUCCAAAAGGAUCUUCUCAGUUCACUCACGGAGGAAGUCUAUGGGAGGGGUGAGAAGUCGGCCGGGGAGGAGGAACGGGGUGCACAGGGGGUUGAUCAGGCGCUCUCAUUUGUUGUAUUCCGGGGUGAGAAUGCGGGUGUGGAGAUUAAAAUUCGCAUGGCAUCCGUGUGGUAUACGCACUGUGCGAGAUUCAUGCAGGAGCUCAGUUGGUGCGCCACGGAAUUCAAGCAUUACCUCAAGAAUCUCGCGAGGAGUAUCCGGGAGAAGGCAACGGACAUGGCAUUGGGAUUUGUUCAGCAAAUUGAUCAGGGUGAAAAAUCCCUCAAGGCCAGCAAAGAUAAAGUUGACAUUAAACUCGAUGUUGUUCUCGAUACACCCGUUCUCGUUGUCCCCAGAUCCAGCUGCAGUCCACAGGUUUUUGUAGCUCAUUUGGGUAAAAUUUCCGUAAACAAUCAAAGGAAUUCCUCUCCAGCUACAGAUUUUGCUGAUGUACGACGUCGUGUAAGCGACGUGCCGUAUUUGCGUAAGAACGACAGCACAAUCUUCACGAUAAGUGAGGAAAUUGAUGAGGCUGAACAAUUUAAUUUUGAUGAAAAUACCUUUCAAAUGGAUGACAUUGACGGCGAGGUGGAGGCAAGACGCAAACCUUCAACCCACGCAGAGGCUUGCUUUGGUGGUGGUGAAGAGUCUCCUCCCAUGGAUGGUCGUAGCACGUAUGUGAUUGAUAUUCGGAAUAUGAAUUUAUUCUCAUUGGAUACGAAUAAUCGGAAGAAGGCUCUCUGCAUGAAUCGAGCUCUGCCGCGUGCAGAGGAAUUUUAUUCGUGUCAAACGGACGGUGUAGCCAUUCUGCACGAUACGGCAAUACGGUUGGACAUCACAAAAGUCACGGAGAGUUGGACGGAGAGGACGCUAAAGGGGCAAAUGGAUCAUUUUGAUACACUGGCCAUCAAUGGGAGUGUUGUGAAGCCGCUACAUUUAUCCCUGACACGGCAUCAGUAUGAGCAACUUCUUGAGACAUUCGACAAUAUUUUUAAGGUCCCCUCGGAAUUGGUGAGGCCACCAACGAGUGUUCCCAAUGAGGAAGAAAAUCUCGAUGAGGUGGAAGAGAUUGAUGCGCAAGUGGAUGCUGCUGAAGUACCCAAAAUACCCCGAAGGUUGUUCAAUCAGCCAAGUUUGGGGGAGAAACGAACGCAAAUUGAACCCCGUGUGACCUUUGAGUUGCCCACAUUUGUGAUUCAGCUGAAGAAUGAUUGCAAUCGCCCCCUGAUUGAGAUUUCCUUUCGGGACUUUAAUGUGCAGUACGAGAAGAAUAAUCAGUACGAGACGAGUAUUCAGGUGUCGUUGCGCUCCCUCCUCAUGGAGGAUCUUCUGCAACCGAUAGACAGCAAAAAUCGCACAAUGGUCAUUUCGUCGUGUGCUGAAGUGCAAAAUCUUCGUCCUGGCAGUGCCUUCUCGUCGCAUUCGUGCCCCAAUUUGGCGGGUUUUCCGGGCUUUGGGGCGGACGUGACAGGAUCCCUGCCGGAGAAUCUCGAAGGACGCGCAGGGUUUGCAGCAAUGGUGCAGCAAACGAGCAAUAAGUCUCAUUGCCCACAGACUCCGCCCCCAUCGCCACAGCCACGCGACAGGCAGGACAACUUGGUCAUCUACUCGUCGCUCCUCGUUGAUCCGGAAUGUCCGAACUUUGCAACGCAGUACAAUUCACUACGACAAUCCAGUUCUAUUGACUUCAACAGCCUGGAUUUGCUCAUCUCCGUCCAGAGUUGGUAUGUUCUGCUCAACUUCUUUGGGUUGCUUCAGGAUGAUGAAUCCGAUGGAGGAGCGUCGAGUGUUUCCACGACAAACCCACAGGAACUGCAGGGUGAUCCAAAUCGCAAUGCCGGUGGUGAUACGGAACUCAAUAUAACUGUGCGUUCCUUGACAGUUGUCCUCGUGGCACCUGACUAUGAGAUUGCCAAGGCGAAUGUUUCAAAUGCAAAAUUCGUUGUGGCCAAGAGGAAUGUCAUGAAGACAGUUGAGGGGCAUCUGGGGUCAAUGUCACUGUAUGACCUCACGCAACAUGGGAAGAUCUAUCGGGAGCGUUUUGUCACGAGUGGCAAUGAAGCGUUGAAUUUCACAUAUUGUCGGGAUAAGGUGAAGGGAAACGCCCGAACGGUGGAGGCGGAUGCAAAGUUGAAGAUUCAAAUGGCUUCCGUGCGGUAUGUGCACACAAAGAGAUUCGUGAUGGAGAUUCAGGCCUUCUUCCAGGCAUUCUCGCAACUUCAGCAGCCUGUGAUGAAGAAGAUUAAGCCGUCGGAGUCACGGCAGAAUCUCCAUCAGCGUCCCAUUCAGUUGGGCUUGGAGAUUAAAGCGGAAAGUCCGAUAAUCUUGUUGCCAAUGAGUUCGAGGAGUUCAAAGGUGAUUGUCGCGGAUCUCGGGGAGUUUUCCUUGCGAAACUCCUUCCGGUGGUCCACGGAGAAGUCCGUGAUUAGUGUGCAAAGGCGUGGGAUUGAUGAGACCACGGGGAAGGUACUGAGUGAGAUUCUCGAUGUAAUGUCCGUGAAAUUGGUCAAUACGAAUCUCUUUGCGGGCACGCGGAGUGAAAGAAGUGCCGCCAAUGCGCCUUCGGGGGAGGAUCUCUGCUUGGACAUGGGGAGCUAUAGUGUAAUGAAGGAGGGACCGAGUUUGCUGAAGAAUAAAUGUCACCUCUCACUGCAAGUUGAACGGAAUAUGGAUGCGUGGCGGAGUCACAAUGUGCCGGAUUUUAGUGUUCAGGGAACACUCUCGAAGCUCGAGGCUGUGCUCGAUUUGGAACAGUAUAAGCUUGUCCGGGGAUUCCUGUCGUACAAUUUGGGUGAACCAACUGAUGAUCUCUACGUGGAACCAGCAACAAUCACUGAAUCCCUCAUCAAUUUAUCCACUGACUACCAACCAGAACAUCGUCAGGUCUGGACGAAUAUGUCAAUAACACUGGAUCUCCAGGAAGUUCUUGUGAAGCUUCAUUCACCCACAAAUAUCCCAGAAGGUUUCCUCAAUUUAACCACCAACACAAUGCCAAGAAUAAAUCGUGGCUUUGAAGAUCUUCUUGGUAGUGGGAACAGCAAAGAGAAUUUCCUUGCUUGUAUAAAUUUCAUAAAAUCCUCCCUGAAAAUUGAUUCCUUCAGUGAUGGUUCGCAGGAUAUUGAUCUUGUGUCCCAGGAGAUUCUCGUGACGGACACCCGGACGCAAUUUACAGCUCCACGCAAUGUCUUUACGAACAUUCUCGCGCCGACAACGACAAAAUUCAACGAAGAUUCCGUUCAGGCGGAAGUACACAGCCGCAGACGGCAGGAUUGUUCGAAAUACACAAUUUUGCUCAAUAAUAUGCGUCUAAUGGCAAUUCUCGAUUGGCUGGAGAGUAUUCGGGAUUUUCUGUCGCAAUCCGAAGAGGCUCCAAAGGAACUUGUGGCUCUUGGCAAAGUUCAGGGGGGUGUUGAGAGUCCAACAGUCCCCACAGCAGUGGUGGAUGAUGCAUUGGAGCUCGUGUUGAACAUCACAAAUUCCGAAUUGGUCUUUGUGGAGAAUACCGAUCAAUGGGACACAAAUGCAGUGAUCCUCAAGAGUACAACAAUCGUCUCAUUCCGCCCAAGUGAAAUUAACAAAGUCAUGUCACUCAAUCUCAACAAUCUCGAAGUGUUUUCCUGCACACUCGAUGCAGAGGACACAACGGCACUCUCAAUUAUCGAUCCGGUCACAAUAAAUCUCGACAUACGCAAAGGUGUGCUGGAUUUGCAGCUGCAGAAGCGACUCUGUAUUCGUCUUUCCUACCACGAUGUGAAGAUGUUCACGAAGAUGCUUCAGAGUUUGCCGAAACAGACAAAACAAGCACGUUCCGGGAAGGAAGAUGCAGCUACUUCUCUCGAUAUUGAUGGAGCUGUGAAGAAACUCUCAGCUUUGGGCUUUAAGAGGGCUGACUGUGUGAAGGCCCUUGAACUUUGUUCCAAUCAACUGGAUGAUGCUGCAUUAUGGCUAACGCAGAAUGCUGAGCCGGUUAAGAGUAUUGUCUUGCCCGCAAAGGGCCCCCUUGAGAUUCAGGCUGUUGAAAUACGUGCCGCGUGUAUUAGUAUUUGUGUAAUUGAUGACUGCAAGGAUGCUGAUGUGCCACUGUUGGAGCUGUCGCUGUCGCAUUUGGAUUUGCGUCAGGAGCUCGGUGGUGGUGGUGUUGGGAGUUACUCGGCAGUUGUUCCUGCAGCAGGAAGUGAGAGUAUUGGCUUCCGUGCGGGGCAUCUAUCGGGGGUGUUUGCAAGUGACUACUACAAUCGACGCCUCAGUGGGUGGGAGCCGGUGAUUGAGGCGUGGCGAUGCCAGGCUGAAUGGAGUUAUAGCCUCGGGCAGAUUGGGACACAUCGGAAUAGGUUACAUUUGCAGGUUGCAAGUGAGGAUCUGCUGAAGGUGAAUGUGACGAAUACAUUGAUUGAUUUGUACCAAGUUGUCCGGGAGAAUUGGACGGAGGACUACUUUGCGCAGGAUGCCCGUGGGGUGGUGGAGAAGAGCCCUCAGGGGCAUCGAAGGAGGACCCCUUUUGUGCCAUUUGCUCUGCGCAAUGACACGGGGAUUGCUUUGUGGUUCACAACGUUGGUGAGUUCCCCCGAUGGGGUGCCACGGAGGGAACUACUGACAAAGAGUGAGACAAGGUGGCAACUUGUGGCUCCGGGAGCUGUUCAGCCAUUUAGUUUUGGUGGAGCGCAGAAUAAGUUGCGGCACCAUGAUUCGCAUAAGUUGAAUCUCCAUCAGGUUGGAGUUCGUGUUGAUGGGUGGACGGAAGUGGGUCCGGUCUCGGUUGAUCGUGUUGGGACCUACUUCCGGCAUGCUCAUCAUGGUGCUUCGUCGCCCAAUGAUUCAGGCGUUGGGGCAACGGUGAGGAUUGUCUUUGAGGUGACAAUGGAGGGGUCAGCCCAGAAGUUGGUGACAGUUCGGUCAUCGCUGCAGGUUGUUAAUCGCCUGAGUCAGCCGUGUGUGCUGAAGAUGGAGCAUCUGUAUGGGCCGAAUGUGGAGAAGUGGCCAGAAACGCUGACGGCAGUUGUGAGGCCACACGGGGGGAUCUACAGUGUCCCCCUGAGUCAUGUUCAUGCAUUUAUCUUCCUUAAACCUCUACCUGCAUUGCCGGUUGAUCACGUGGAAGCCUGGCGAGGGGAUGAGGCGAAGACAAAGAGCAGGGAUUACUGGACAACGGGGCAGACGGUUGCCGUGGACAAGGGUGGGCAGUUUCAUCAGUUCUCCGAUAAACCCUUCCACUGGAAGGAACUCCUGGACUCGGCAGAUGUGCAGCAGGAGUUGCGAACGUGUAAGAGUAAUCGUGAGCGGUGGUUUCACUUUGUUGUUGCAAUUGAGCGGGAGAAGUACCCACAGGGGAGUAGCCUUCCAGGGCACACAUUCGUCCUGUACCCACCUGUGCGUCUGUACAAUCUCCUCCCGUGUGAUCUGCUCUGGCGCGUUCCAGGUGGGAGUCACGGACGUGUUUCCCCAUCGGAGACAGCAGCUAUUCACGAAGUGGACUUGACGUAUCAAAUUGAACUGACAAUAGCCUUGGAUGGGUACCCCGGAUCGGGACAUAUUGUCAUCCCAGCUGGCUACGUGGGACGCAGUGAGAUGCGCCUCAAACUCACUGACGUAAAUCAUCGUCUUCUCUUCCUUCGUGGAAGUGUUCAGGUUGAGAAGGGCCAAGGAGUCCAGAUAACUGUCUCCGCUCCGUUCUGGCUUGUUAACCGUACCGGUUUACCCCUGAUCUUCCGUCAGGAAGGCGUCAAUCACGACAGUUCUGGUCAGUUUAGUGAACACGAACAGGCACGUCUUGUUUCCCCGCUCAUGUUUAGUUUCUCCGACUUUGAUGCCCCACCUGCACUUACGGUGCGUCUCGGGAAGCGCUACGGUAUGAAUCCGACAUGGUGUCAACCGUUCAAUCUACACAAAGACACACUUAAUCGUCAACUACGCUCCGGUGUGUCGAAUGAAACCUUUGUCAUUGGGAUUGAUGUUCGUCGUGGACGUGGAAGGUACGCCAAGACGAGCGUUGUAACCUUCUCCCCACGCUUCCAGCUGUACAAUCGUAGCCGGUAUAAACUUCAAUUUGCUCAGAAGUACUUUGCAACAACCCUCACGGAUCCACUGGCUAAAUCGACUUUCAUUGAAGCCGUCCCGGAUUGUCAUCUACCCUUCCAUUGGCCACGAUUGGAUAAGGAACAGGAGCUCUGUGUACGUCUUCCCGAUGUGCAGGAUUGUCUGUGGUCAGGCGGAGUGCCCAUUCAGGAGUCCCUGAGUGUGUACAUAAACAUCCGCAAUGCCAAUGGGGAUAUGCACUUUAUUCGCCUUGAGAUUGUCCUUCAGGGUGCAACGUACUUCCUCCUUUUCGGCGAUGCGCAGGCUCUUCCGCCGCCAAUUCGCAUUGAUAACUUCUCGGAGGUUCCGGUGAAAUUCCACCAACCUGGGGGGAAGCAUCAAUGGCGCACCGUUGUCCGGGCACACGCCUCAAUGGCCUAUGCUCUCGAUGAGCCAACGGGUGUUCAGGCAAUUCAGGUUGAAGCACCCGGAGGGGUGUGUCACACCUACCAUCUACGUGAUUUGGAGACACCACAUAACCUAACUUAUGAGAACUUCAUCUAUAUCGCCUUCAGUGGGACAUUCAAACGUACCUCCGAUGUUGGCCUCAUGCAGGAGCCGUGGGAUUAUGAUGUGGAGAAUCAACAGCUUGUCCUGGGAGUCCUCGAUGGACGGGUUUUCCUCGUGCGGAAGCGUCCCGGAGACAGAACACAGCUCUGGCGAAUGAAUCAGGAUAAACAGUUGGAGCAUGAAGGCUCAUCCCCACCUACAGAACCCGGGAAGCGAGCAACAGUCACACAGCGAUUUGUUCUCGAUCUCGACGGCCCACCACGACCAAUGAGUUACGUUAAUCUCGUUGUACGUCCCAUUGACAUCAGGCGGAAGUCAACGCAAACGUGGCGCUUCACGGAGGAGGGACGCCUCAUGUGUGAACACUCAAAUAUGUGUGUUCAACCGAAGAAUGGCUUCUUCGGGCUUCGUCCUGGGUGUGAAGCAGUCCUCGGGAUGAUUGUGUCCGAUACACACGUAAUUACGGAGAGUCUUGUUCCGCUUGAGCAGGCAAUUGAGCGGCAAAAGAUGCGUCCUGGCUCGGGAUGUUUGUCCGUUGUCGUGACAAUGGAUGGGCCAAUAAGAACGGUGCGGAUACGGGAUGUGAAUUCAAAGAGGAAUAGUAGUUUGGCCAUUGAUCCAGCGUGGAAGCAUGUUUCACACGUUAUUCCGCACUUCAAUACAUCCCUGCAGGAGGAAAAGGAGAAUCCAGAGAAGAAUUCCAUCGAUGAAUUUCAUAUUUACCUUAAACUCUCAAAGGGAAUUGGAAUUUCAAUUGUUUCACGUCAACCUUGUGAGGAAUUGGCGUUGAUUUCAUUGGAAAACAUUACAUUGGAAGCUGUUGCAACACCUUCGGUGCGUUCACUUGAUUUGAGCGUUGAUGAUGUUCAGGUGGACAAUCAGUUGCUUGAGACACCCUGUCAGGUGGCGCUGUAUACGAUUAAGCCUGCCUCAACGGACUCCCCGACACGAUCGAAGCUUUCGGCGUUGCAGUUGACGGCUAAAAUGCUUCCCAGCCCUAAUGCAAAUGCCGUCAUUUUUGAACAUUUAAUCCUGAGCCUGAGACCCAUGUCGAUUUACCUGGAGGAACGUCUUAUGCUGCGAAUGGCGGAUUUUAUGGGUUUGGGCAGGGUGCAAGCCGACGCUGCGGCGUUGACGGAUGAAUCUGACUACGAGGCACAUCGUGUGGCGACACAGCUAAUGGCGACGAAUGUGAAAAGGUACUAUUUUGGUGAUUUGCAAAUUGUUGUGAGUCAAAAUCGCCUAAGUGUCAUCACGGCGACAAAGUUGACGCCACGAAUGGGUGAGAUGAAGCGUCGUUUGGGGUUGACUUUGAUUAAAUUUGAGGAUGCAAUAAUUGAAUUUGAAAAAUUCACGGAUAAACAUCAUUUUGAGACGUUGGAAGUGUACUUGGGGGCUAUUAAGUCGCACUACAAGAAGGAGCUGAAAUGGCAGGCGGGCUCCAUUCUGGGGAGUGUGGACUUCCUCGGGAAUCCCCUUGGGUUUGCCAAUGAUGUCUCCGAGGGGGUGUCAGGGUUGAUUUUUGAGGGAAGUGUGAAGAGUCUCGUGAAGAAUGUCACGCAUGGGAUCUCCAAUUCAACGGCAAAGCUCACGGAGACCUUGUCCGAUGGGUUGGGGCGUGUUGUGCUCGAUGAUGAGGACACAGAGACACGUCAGAGGAUCCUGAGUACGGCAACAACGACCAAUAGCACGGAUCACUUGGUUGCUGGGCUCAAGGGGUUGGGAUUCGGGCUACUGGGUGGGGUUACGAGUAUUGUCAAGCAUACGUACUCUGGGGCACAAACUGAUGGGAUUCAGGGGCUCAUUUCGGGCUUUGGCAUGGGGCUCGUGGGGACGGUGACGAAGCCCGUGAUUGGGAUGUUGGAUUUGGCAGCAGAGACCGCAAGUGCAGUGCGGGAGACGAGUAAAAGUUCAAAUCGUCAAAUUCCGGACCGGAAGAGGCUGCCGCGGUGCGUAACAGGUGCCCCCGGGAGUCUCCUGCCACCCUAUUCGUACACCCAGGGGAAGGGUCAGAGUAUUCUCUACACGCUCAAUCGGAGGGACUUUACGGAGCAACUAAUGGCCUACGAACCCUGCUUGUUUGAUGGGGAGGAUUCAAAGCUAGAGCUGCUCGUGUCAACGGAGAAUGUUUGGGUGUUCUCACGGAAUGAUGAUGCAACCACAAUUAUCUUCACCUACCACUUAAGUGACCUCCUCUCGUGUCAUCCGGUGUCUGUAACAGCUGAUCCGGGUGGGCAUCACAAGUCCAAGAAGACGCAACACAAUCACUACAUUGAACUGGGUCUGACGGUAACAACGCGAAGUGCCACCAUGUCGGCGGUGCAGGAGAAUGUGAAGAGACCCCGUGUUCGAUGUCAAUCUGAGGAUAUUGCCCAAAGAGCAUCGAGACAUAUCAACUACGCUAAAGGGAUUUACGAUGAACGUGAACAAACACUCUAUUCCGAUUCUGUGAUGGACUAAAAGUAAAACUAAAAAGAAAAAAAAAUCACCAAAAUCACGAAAAAAAAUGCAAAAAGAUUUUUUUACAAACAUAAAUUAAUUUAAAUGAUUUUUGUUGUUGUAAUUUAUAUGAUUGAAAAACCAAACCUACACUUAUAGUGAAGAAUUCUUUUUUUUUCUUAGGAACUUAUUUGACCUCUUAUGACCUUUUCUUCACCUUCUUAGUUUGUAAUGAGAUGCCUUUUUUAAUGCAAUAAUUUUUUUUUGCUAAUCUUUUUCACUUUCAACAUCGAACAAUAAAAAAAGACCAAAAAGUUUUAACCAAAAGAAGGCAGAAGAUAAUUCUUUUUUUUUAAUUGAAUUUUUUAAUACUUAAAGGGAAAGGGAUGGUUUUGUUUUGUCUCAUUUCCUUCUAAAGAAUCUACUUUGUCCUGUAAGAUUUUCUUCUUCUUCAAUUUUUUGGUAAUUUUUUCAUAAUUGCUCUGUAGGUUUAGAAAGAAAUAUAGAAGAAAAGAGAAAGAAAAUACACAACUACCAAAGACUGCGUAUAAUUUGUAUUUAUAAAUUAAAAAAAUAAAAUGAAAUGUAAAAAAAAACAGAAAAUUUAACCAAGUUGUGGAAUAAAGUUUUAAGAAAAAAGUGCUUGAGAAAAA